This is a messenger RNA of Rhodamnia argentea, 1304 nucleotides long. RefSeq names its product peroxidase 45. NCBI's taxonomy places the organism in Eukaryota, Viridiplantae, Streptophyta, Magnoliopsida, Myrtales, Myrtaceae. The record is from RefSeq and is a predicted model, not a curated record. Bases 149 to 1126 code for a protein of 325 amino acids. Gene Ontology annotation, biological process: hydrogen peroxide catabolic process; response to oxidative stress. The transcript has 4 exons. Gene Ontology annotation, molecular function: heme binding; peroxidase activity.
ACCAGAUUCCACUUAAUCAUUCCCAUUUCUUUAAACCCCUUUAGGUUUUCUCUGGAGAUUUUGUGGAUAAAUAGGUGGCUGACGGUAAUGGCCAACCCCAUCGGAUGCAUGUGAAGCAACAACCAGAAACAGGCAUCAUCUUCAGACAAUGGAGGGUCGUAGGUUUCUGGUGUCGUCUCUGAGCUUUGCUCUUCUGUUGAGCGCGGUUUCGGCGCAGCUCAGGACGGGUUUCUACCAGAACACGUGCCCGAACGUCGAGUCCCUCGUCCGGUCGGCCGUGACCCAGAAGUUCCAGCAGACCUUCAUCACCGCCCCGGCUACUCUCCGCCUCUUCUUCCACGAUUGCUUCGUCAGGGGAUGCGACGCUUCGGUGCUCAUAGCGUCGGCCACAGGCAAUGACGAGAAAGACCAUCCCGAUGAUCUGUCGCUCGCCGGCGACGGAUUCGACACCGUGAUGAAAGCUAAGGCGGCAGUGGAUGGCGUUCCCCAGUGCCGGAACAAAGUCUCCUGUGCCGAUAUCUUGGCUCUUGCCACUAGAGAUGUCGUUUCGUUGGCAGGAGGGCCAUUCUAUAGUGUUGAAUUGGGGAGACGUGAUGGAAGAAUAUCAACUAAACUUGGUGUUCAACACAAUCUUCCUCAGCCUGGUUUCAAUUUGAACCAGCUCAACUCUAUGUUCGCUUCGCGCGGGCUCUCCCAAACUGACAUGAUCGCCUUGUCAGGUGCGCACACGAUUGGAUUCUCUCACUGCGGCAAAUUCUCCAAGCGGAUCUACAACUUCAGCCCGGCAAGGCGGAUCGACCCGACCCUGAACUUCGGCUACGCACUGCAGCUGAGGCAAAUGUGCCCGAUCAAUGUGGACCCCCGGAUCGCCAUCAACAUGGACCCCACGUCGCCUCAGAGGUUCGACAAUGCCUACUACCAGAACCUCCAACAAGGAAAGGGCCUCUUCACCUCCGACCAGACGUUGUUCUCCGAUCCGAGGUCAAGGGCCACGGUCAACCUGUUUGCGUCGAACAACGCUGCGUUCCAACAGGCCUUCGUCACCGCGAUCACGAAGAUGGGUCGGAUCGAGGUCAAGACCGGGAACCAAGGCGAGAUUAGGAUCGAUUGCACCCGCCCCAACUAGGAGUAUUUCUUUGGUCUAUGAUUUAAGCCGAGUUCUAUUUCAGUGGUCAGGACUUAGUGAGAGAGCAGAAUAACAAGUUUGUUGGCGAAACUAGUGAGAUCUGAUCAUGGGGAUGACUUUGUAUGAUAGAUCAAAUCCCCUGGCGAAUAAGGAAUUCCUGGAAAUCCAUAUUUAUGAA